This is a messenger RNA of Acaulospora colombiana, 1110 nucleotides long. NCBI's taxonomy places the organism in Eukaryota, Fungi, Glomeromycota, Glomeromycetes, Diversisporales, Acaulosporaceae. The record is from the annotation of a GenBank genome assembly.
AUGGCCGUUGGUGGCGUAUCGUCCCCCGUUGAUCAUAUCGCCCAGGAACACGACAGCCUGUGGAGCGAGACGGGCCUUGACCGCACUCCAACUCUUUUGCAUAUUACAAAGAAUCCAAAAGAAGCGGAGACCAUUGACAAUGGCGCGGUGGUGGUGAACAAAGAGGUGGUUCAAUCGACCAUACACCCCCAUCGUCCUCGUUUUUCAAAAAAUAGAAAGGGUUGUAGUAUUAGGAAUUGUACAGCGGAUAGUCCGUUCGUUAUCAAUAUCUCUACAACGAACGUCUACUGCACUCUCUUAUCCAACCUGCAUGAUCAUCUCGCCCCGCCCAGCCCAACGGGCCGUACGAGAGCACUUGAGCAGAUGACUCAGUGUGUGGAUCCGCCGGCUGCUCCCCCACUUGCUAUUGGAUCCCAUCAGAAGGUGGGGAAAUGGUUCACACCGGGCAGUCUCAUGGGAUUUGCACGUCACGUUGAGUGCACCGAUGAGCUAGCCAUUCGCCAAUGUUUGCGAAGGAGAGGAGUCCGCCCCACUCCAUUUCGUAACCAACGAUAUUGGCAUGAAAUUAUUGGCAAGGAGAAAGGAGUAAAGGCUGGAGCGCUCGGCGGCCGGCCGCUGACAGGGUAUAUAAAGAGCUCCUCAGAGCGCCACCCCCUUCACUCCCAACGUAUCUCACUCGACUCAAACUAUUACUCUGACCCUUUCUACACGCAUGACAAUGAACGUACCCCAGCAACUCGCUCAAUACACCCAGACGGACCUCGUCCGCCUCAUCGAGUCCUACCGCUACAUCCUCCACGUCCAUCUGAAAAAGCAGAGGCAGAACGAGCCCUGGCCGCACUCUACCAACCGACCUACGGCUCCGCCUCCGCCCAAGAACACAACAACCGCGUCCUCGGCGGAUACCGCGCCACCCUCGCCAACCCCAACGUAUCCGACGCGGCCAAAGCACACGCCCGCGCCAUGCUCGAGCAAGCGGGUGCCGACCUCAGAACGCAAAAGGAGCGGAAUCUACAGGAUGGCGCGAGUGGCAAGGGAAGUAGCAAGUCGCCGGAUGCCCAUUUGGCCAGACAAUUGGGUGGAUACAAGAGCGCUCUAAAGAGUGAGUAA